AUGAGGAACUCAGCGGGCUCCACACCAGGGACAGGGAAUCCUCCUCGGGGAAAGCGGGCUCCAAACCAGGGACAGCGGACUUCUCCUCAUGGACAGCGGGCUCCAAACCAGGGACAGCGGACUCCUCCUCAGGGACAGCGGGCUCCAAACCAGGGACAGCCGGACUCCAAACCAGGGACAACGGACUCCAAACCAGGGACAGCAGGCUCCAAACCAGGGACAGUGGGCUUCAAACCACUGACAGCGGGCUCCAAACCAGGGACUGCGGGCUCCAAACCACGGACAGUGGACUCCAAACCAGGGACAGCGGGCUCCAAACCAGGGACAACGGACUCCAAACCAGGGACAGCAGGCUCCAAACCAGGGACAACGGACUCCAAACCAGGGACAGCGGGCUCCUCACCAGGGACAGCAGACUCCAAACCAGGGACAGCGGACUCCUCCUCAGGGACAGCAGGCUCCAAACCACGGACAGCAGGCUCCAAACCAGGGACAGCGGGCUCCAAACCAGGGACAAAGGACUCCAAACCAGGGACAGCAGAUUCCUCACCAGGGACAACGGACUCCAAACCACGGACAGCGGACUCCUCACCAGGGACAGUGGGCUCCAAACCAGGGACAGCAGGCUCCAAACCAGGGACAACGGACUCCAAACCAGGGACAGCGGGCUCCUCACCAGGGACAGCAGACUCCAAACCAGGGACAGCGGACUCCUCCUCAGGGACGGCAGGCUCCAAACCACGGACAGUGGGCUCCAAACCAGGGACAGCGGGCUCCAAACCAGGGACAAAGGACUCCAAACCAGGGACAGCAGAUUCCUCACCAGGGACAACGGACACCAAACCACGGACAGCGGACUCCUCACCAGGGACAGUGGGCUCCAAACCAGGGACAGCGGGCUCCAAACCAGGGACAGCGGGCUCCAAACCAGGGACAGCGGGCUCCUCACCAGGGACAGUAGACUCCUCCUCAGGGACAGCAGGCUCCUCACCAGGGACAGCAGACUCUAAACCAGGGACAUCGGGCUCCAAACCAGGGACAACGGACUCCAAACCACGGAAAGCGGACUCCUCACCAGGGACAGCGGGCUCCAAACCAGGGACAGCGGGCUCCUCACCAGGGACAGCGGGCUCCAAACCAGGGACAGCGGGCUCCAAACCAGGGACAGCGGGCUCCUCACCAGGGACAGCGGGCUCCUCACCAGGGACAGCAGACUCCAAACCAGGGACAUCGGGCUCCAAACCAGGGACAACGGACUCCAAGCCACGGAAAGCGGACUCCUCACCAGGGACAGCAGACUCUAAACCAGGGACAUCGGGCUCCAAACCCGAGACAACGGACUCCAAACCACGGAAAGCGGACUCCUCACCAGGGACAGCGGGCUCCAAACCAGGGACAGCGGGCUCCUCACCAGGGACAGCGGGCUCCAAACCAGGGACAGCGGGCUCCAAACCAGGGACAGCGGGCUCCUCACCAGGGACAGUAGACUCCUCACCAGGGACAGCGGGCUCCUCACCAGGGACAGCAGAUUCUAAACCAGGGACAUCGGGCUCCAAACCAGGGACAACGGACUCCAAACCACGGAAAGCGGACUCCUCACCAGGGACAGCGUGCUCCAAACCAGGGACAGCGGGCUCCUCACCAGGAACUGCGGGCUCCAAACCACGGACAGCGGACUUCCCCUCAUGGACAGCGGGCUCCAAACCAGGGACAGGACAGCAGGCUCCAAACCAGGGACAACGGACUCCAAACCACAGACAGCGGACUCCUCACCAGGGACAGCGGGCUCCAAACCAGGGACAGCGGGCUCCUCACCAGGGACAGCGGGCUCCAAACCAGGGACAGCAGACUCCAAACCAGGGACAGCAGGCUCCAAACCAGGGACAACCGACUCCAAACCACGGACAGCGGACUCCUCACCAGGGACAUCGGGCUCCAAACCAGGGACAGUGGGCUCCUCACCAGGGACAGGGGGCUCCUCACCAGGGACAGCGGGCUCCAAACCACGGACAGCGGACUUCUCCUCAUGGACAGCGGGCUCCAAACCAGGGACAGCGGGCUCCAAACCAGGGACAGUGGGCUCCAAACCAGGGACUGCAGGCUUCUCCUCAGGGACAGCGGGCUCCAAACCAGGGACAGCAGGCUCCUCACCACGGACAGCGGACUCCAAACCAGGGACAGCAGGCUCCAAACCAGGGACAGCGGGCUCCAAACCACGGACAGUGGACUCCUCACCAGGGACAGCGGGCUCCAAACCACGGACAGUGGACUCCAAACCAGGGACUGCAGGCUUCUCCUCAGGGACAGCGGGCUCCAAACCAGGGACAGCGGGCUCCUCACCAUGGACAGCGGGCUCCUCCUCAGGGACGGCGGGCUCCAAACCAGGGACGGCGGGCUCCUCCUCAGGGAUGGCGGGCUCCAAACCAGGGACAGCGGGCUCCAUCUUAA
Messenger RNA from Saccostrea cuccullata (small rock oyster), 2448 nucleotides. Its product is annotated as mucin-19-like. The coding region runs from base 1 to 2448 and encodes 815 amino acids. The transcript has 3 exons. The record is from RefSeq and is a predicted model, not a curated record. Lineage: Eukaryota; Metazoa; Mollusca; Bivalvia; Ostreida; Ostreidae.